UGGAUGAAUGUUUAACGCCUUACAAUCUAAAAAACUAUUUAAAACGCUGUAUUAGUAACAUGCAGCGUUAUUAUGAGCCUCAUAAAAUGUUCAUGACUUAUAAGAGUCUGUUUGUAGUUAAACAUGAACAGUAUACUGUUUCAGUGCAGUAUGUAGUAUGUAGUUUGUUUACUGAUUGCGUGACAAAGAACAUGCAGUCAAACCAGUUUGUGAUAUAUACCCCUAUGUCAGUCCACACACUCCGUGUUAUUUAGCAACGAAACCGCUGGACUCAGCUUUAAGUACAGAAAGACAAGAGGAGGAAAGGCGCUAUGGGGCAGGGACAGACAAAAAGUCCACAGGUAAUCCUGAUGGGUUUGGAUAAUUCUGGAAAGACGACUUUUCUGGCUCGACUUCUGACUGGACAGGUGAUGGACACGUCACCAACCAUCGGAUUCAACGUUGGAUCUUUCAAUGUGGAUAAGAGGACAUCGUUGACGAUUUGGGACAUCGGAGGACAAAAGAGCAUGAUACCCAACUGGAGGUACUACCUGGAUGACUCCAAGGCUCUGGUGUUCAUGGUUGACAGUAGUGAUCCAAGUCGGAUGCCGGAGGCCCAGAAGGCAUUGCGGAAGGUUCUGAGUGACGAAAGGUUAAGAGGUGUUCCUUUGAUGGUCCUUGCCAACAAGGCGGAUCAACCCAACGCCAUGACCAUACAAGAGAUCUCCAAGCAGCUUGGAAUGUCCAACUACCCUCACCUGCAAUGGCAGAUUCAAGCAUGCAGUGCACUGCAAGGAGUUGGUCUGCGUCAGGCAUUCUUGUCUGUCGCCAAACUUAUCAAGAAGAGGUAAAAUAGCAUCCGAUGGAGAUAAUCAAGAUUGGAACCUCGGUUUUCGUUAGUAAUCUAUUUCAAAAGAUCAAAUGAAGACAGAAUCAUGUGAAAACCGAAUCCAUUUUUCCUGUAGGAAAUGAUGUAAAUCAAAUGAAUCUGUUUCAUGAACACAUAACACAUUUUAUAGAGCAGUGGUUCUCAACCUUUUUUCAGUGAUGUACCCCCUGUGAAUUUUUUUUUAAUUCAAGUACCCCCUAAUCAGAGCAAAGCAUUUUUGGUUGAAAAAAAAGAGAUAAAGAAGUAAAAUACAGCACUAUGUCAUCAGUUUCUGAUUUAUUAAAUUGUAUAACAGUGCAAAAUAUUGCUCAUUUAUAGUGGUCUUUCUUGAACUAUUUGGAAAAAAAGAUAGGUUUUUAUUUAUAUUUAUAAAGGAUUUUGAAAUUGUUGCUAUUUUUAGAAUAUUUAAAAAAAAUCUCACGUACCCCUUAGCAUACCUUCAAGUACCCCCAGAGGUACACGUACCCCCAUUUGAGAACCACUGUUAUAGAGAAUGAUUAAUGUUUUAAUAUCAGUAAAUAUGAAAUACAUAUCAAUGUCAGGAAUGUAAUGUAUAAAGAAACAUUUACCAUCACAUUUAUUUUUAUUGAAGCAGAGAGGGGAGAGCCACGUGGACGACACUUUUGUACCCUACUAGGAGUUUAUCACAUCUGUUUGUGUUGAAUGCAUUCCCAUUACUCCAGUCUGAGGAGGUUGUGAUUUUGGCUGUUGUUUGUAAUCGCUUACCAGGAUGGUUCUUAACAACAGCACCGGUUUAUUACCAUUCCGAGUGUAACCUGUAUGUUGGACGUAUUACCUUGCGUCCCUUUAUGACUUUGUGUUUUGCGUGUGGGUACGCUCUGCGUCCAUGAUCACAGACACGUCACCUCUGUCUCUGCAUCCUGCUGGUCUAGCCCUAACCGAUCAGGACAUCUCUGGCCCUAUGGUGGCUUAUUUUGCAGUUGUACUCAAUCAAAAAAGUACAGGAAAUAAAUCAUUCACCAAUAUGUGAGCUUCUUUGUUUGGACAUUCGAUUUGGCUGAAUGACACACGAUACACAUUCCCUAUACUGUUGUUGACGGGAGUAUCGUUUGUUGUUAUGCGCCCAGGAAAUACGUUUUGGUAAUGCUUGCACCUCCACCUCUGAAGUUGUUUGUUAAAUUAACAUCAUAACAAACGACGAGGAUAAUGCAGACUUCAUACAGAAGAAAGUGUCGGAUUCAUCGCAGUAAAAAUUGUUUUUGGACAAUCACACUUUUUAUAUAAAGCAAUAACUGAAUGGAACAAGCGCAUCAAUGAACUCAAGAACAAUACACAUUUUGGAGAUGUUUUUAAGGAAAACAUAAGUCCUGUUAAUACAUUACAUACAUACUUACAGUAUAUCAUCAGUAAAAACUGUUAUUGGAGGUUUUUGCCAGUAUGGCAAGUCCAUUCCUGGACUUGAUAUUUUGUCAUGUUUGAAGUAUGGUACAUUCUUCCUCUUCUACCUCUCUCAUAUUUCUAAGCUGCCAGUUGAUGUUUGGAAUGAUAACAGACAGAAAUCACACGUUAUUGCUCUUCGCUGAACAAAUGUGAACAAAUGUAAAUGUAAAACUUUCACUGACUGUAAUGGAAUCCAUAAGGACAUACAAUAAAACCACAUUAAUUGAUUUGU
Molecule: messenger RNA, 2501 nt
Organism: Entelurus aequoreus (snake pipefish)
Lineage: Eukaryota; Metazoa; Chordata; Actinopteri; Syngnathiformes; Syngnathidae
Gene: arl11
Product: ADP-ribosylation factor-like 11
Exons: 5
Coding region: 312-830 (172 amino acids)
Biological process (GO): vesicle-mediated transport; intracellular protein transport
Cellular component (GO): cytoplasm
Molecular function (GO): GTPase activity; GTP binding
Source: RefSeq, a predicted model, not a curated record